Habropoda laboriosa is the source of this 3681-nucleotide messenger RNA. RefSeq names its product helicase SKI2W (gene tst). The coding region runs from base 1 to 3681 and encodes 1226 amino acids. Gene Ontology annotation, cellular component: Ski complex. Lineage: Eukaryota; Metazoa; Arthropoda; Insecta; Hymenoptera; Apidae. The record is from RefSeq and is a predicted model, not a curated record. Gene Ontology annotation, molecular function: ATP binding; RNA helicase activity; RNA binding. The transcript has 11 exons. Gene Ontology annotation, biological process: nuclear-transcribed mRNA catabolic process, 3'-5' exonucleolytic nonsense-mediated decay.
AUGGAUGUGAAAGGUGAAACUAAUAAAGAGGAGAUAAAAUUUGAAUUUCCACCUAUUUGGCCUGAUAUUAAAACUGAAUUAACAGAGUAUAUUGAAUGUUUGGACAAUCUUCCAAUAUAUCAUGUAGACAAGACACAAUGUUAUUGGUCAAGAGAACCUGAUUUUUUAUCACUUUUUGAUGUUGACCAAGCACCACUUGGGACUACAUUAAAAUUUGACCGUGAUCCUAUUACUGGAAAGCUUGGAGAUAUGAAUGAGGUUGUUUUAAAAUCAACAGGGGAAACUGCACAAAAUUCAAUGUCUAUGACUCGUGCACCAGAACCAACUGCUCAUUAUAUUAAAGGAAACACUAGUAAUAUUCCAUUUUGGCCAGGUGGUUUUGAUGAACCAAAAAUGACAGUAGAUUCAUCAAUGGAGGAAAUUGACUUUGAAAACAAUUUAAGAACAUUAGCAAAAGGAUUCAGUGCUGGUGUAAUAUUUAAAAGUGACAAUUUUACUGUAAAGGAAGGGACAAUGGAGGAACAGGAACCAUCAGGCUCAGAAAGAAAUGAUAUUGAAGUUAUAGCAGACAAAAUCAAUUUAAUGGCUAUUGUAAAUGAAGAAAAAAAUGAACUUGAUUUCUGGAAGUCAGAAACAACAGAAACAAAGGAAGAAACUGAAACUGCGUUUUCACCUUUUCAAGAAUCGUCAUUUGACAAAAUUGCUCCUUUAUUAGAAGAAACAGAUAUUUCUGUUCUAAAAAUUUCGGAAAAACGCGCUGAAACUGCAAAAUUAAAAUGGGCAGAACAAAUAAAUGUGUCUGUUCCAGCAACUGAUUUUGAGAAACGAAUUCCUCAACUAGCAAUGAGUUUUCCAUAUGAAUUAGAUACUUUCCAGAAACAAGCAAUACUUAAAUUAGAAGAAGGCUCUGACGUUUUUGUUACCGCUCAUACCUCGGCUGGAAAAACGACGGUAGCAGAGUAUGCAAUUGCAUUAAGUCAGAAACACAUGACGAGGGUGAUUUACACGUCUCCUACAAAAGCGCUUUCAAAUCAAAAGUAUCGAGAUUUCACAAAGAAAUUCGAAAGCGUAGGUUUGUUAACGGGAGAUCUACAGAUUAACCAGAAAGCUUCGUGUCUCAUCAUGACCAUCGAAAUUUUACAAUCCAUGUUGUACUGUGCAUCGGAAGUUUUAAGAGAUUUAGAAUUUGUUAUAUUUGACGAAGUGCAUUAUAUUAAUGAUGACGAGCGUGGUCAUGUUUGGGAAGAAACUGUAAUCCUUUUACCGCAAACAGUUACAAUAGUAAUGUUAUCAGCAACUGUGCCAAAUCCUUUAACAUUUGCAGAUUGGGUCGGACAUACUAAAAAGAAAAAAAUGUACGUAAUAAGCACUGUACAACGACCUGUACCGCUUCAACAUUAUUUGUACACUGGAACUGAUGGUAUUACUAGAAACGACAUAUUUUUGGUCCUGGAUGAACGCAAUCAAUUUCUAUUAGAUAGCUGGUAUAACGCAACAAAGGCAAAAGAACCGAAAAAUACAAGCACCAAAAAUAUGAAGCAAGUUAGGAGGAAACCACAGCAACAAAAAAUGACUCCUAAGCAGGAACAAGUAUUGUGGAACGCUUUCAUAAGUCAUUUAAAAGCCAAAAACAUGUUACCUGUUGUCGUAUUCAUGUUAUCACGAAAGCGGUGUGAUAUGAGUGCUGUAUUAUUAAGAAAUAUCAAUCUUACAAGUGAGACUGAAAAGCACACUAUUAGAGUCUUCUUUCAAAAUAAUAUUCGACAUUUAAAAGGUACUGAUAGACAAUUGCCACAGGUACUUUUGAUGCAAGAAUUAUUACAAAAUGGAAUUGGCAUCCAUCAUAGUGGUAUAUUGCCUAUUUUAAAAGAAAUAGUGGAAAUGCUUUUUCAAAGUGGAGUAGUAAAGUUACUAUUUGCGACAGAAACAUUUGCAAUAGGUGUAAAUAUGCCAACACGUACUGUAGUCUUCGAUUCUAUUAGGAAAUACGAUGGUAAUAAUUUUCGGAUACUUUAUCCUACCGAAUAUAUACAAAUGGCUGGUCGAGCUGGUCGCAGAGGUCACGAUACAGCUGGAAUGGUUAUAGUGAUGUGUCGAACAUCUGUGCCACAUUUUAAUGAGUUAAGAAAUAUGAUGUGUGGUCAAGCUCAAAAUUUGGAAUCCAAAUUUAAAGUAACAUAUUCCAUGGUAUUAAAUCUUCGAAGGCUAAACGAAUCGGUAACGGUUGAAGCAAUGAUAAGACGUUCCUUUAAAGAAUUGCCAGUAACUUUGAAACAAAGUGCUUACAAAACCGAAUUGGAAAAAGUAGAAAAUGAUCUAUGUAAUUUACCACCUCUAACUGAUCUACAGAAAAAACUGUCCAAUUUUUAUAAAGUGGCUACUGAAUAUCUAGAAUACCUCAAGUAUUUGAAACCUACCAUAUGCGAGAGACAGAAAAAGGCAGUAAAAUGUUUAACACCCGGUAGAAUUUUGUUAAUAUCUUUCGAAAAUCAUUAUAAUAAAUUGGCUUUGUUAUUGAGCACUGUUCAGAGUAAAGGUAGUGUGCACUACAGGGUGUUAAUUCUUAAAAAUGCCGAGGUACCAAAAUCUACUGAAGAGAAACAAUCAGAAGUAAAAAAUCAGAAGUUUAAGGAAUCAGAUAAAUGGUACGAUAUUGUUGCUCUAACAAAAAAAGAACUGUUUGUACCAGUUGGAGUUCCAUCAGAUGAAGUGUUGACUAUAGCUGCGUGGAAUAUAUUAGAAAUAACAAAUUGUCAAAUCAAAAUAGAUUGUAAUUUGAUUCUAGCAAAUUGGGAAAAGAGACAAAUAUUAAGAUUCAAAAACGACCCUCCUAGCCAAACUUGUCAAAUAGCCCUACAAGAAUUAAUGACAUUAUCUCUUAAUGCUUCUCGCGAUUCUUCUAUCUUACAACCAUAUGUAGAGAUGAAAUUAAAUUUCGAUGACAACAUUCAGCUUUUGCUCGAUUUAAAGAAAGCUGUGCAUGACACGAAGUGCACGGAACUAUUAAAUUUUGAAGAGCAAUUCGAAGUUGUAUUUGAACGAAAUGAGUUGGAGAAUAAGAAAAAUAAACUUCAGCAGAAACUUAGCGAUGAAGGAUUGAGUUUAUAUCCCGAGUACACAAAUGCUGUUGCUCUUCUUAGUGAUUUGGGAUAUAUAGAUAAUGACGAAAGAGUUGCAUUAAAAGGUCGAGUAGCUUUACAAAUGGGAAGUAACGAAUUGUUAAUCACAGAACUUAUUCUUAAAAAUGUAUUAACUGUACUUGAGCCAGCUGAAAUAGCGGCCUUAUUGUCUACUUUAGUAUUUCAACAACGGACGGAUGUUGAACCAAAUCUAACAGCAGAAUUAAAAAGGAGUUGUGAAGUACUAAAGGUAAUACAUGCUGAAUUUGAAAGUUUAGAAAAUCAAUAUAAGCUAUCAACGCUACAACCACUGAACUUUGGUUUAGUAGAAGUAGUUUAUGAUUGGGCACAAGCAAAAUCAUUUGCCGAAAUCAUGGAGAAGACAGACGUACAAGAAGGAAUCAUAGUACGAUGUAUUCAACAAUUAAGUGAAAUAUUGCGAGAUGUUAAAAAUGCAGCGACCACAAUAGGCGAUCCCGUUUUAAAGACAAAGAUGGAAGAAGCUUCUACUGCCAUUAAGAGAGAUAUUGUUUUCACAGCAUCAUUGUAUACACAGAAUUAA